Messenger RNA from Cydia splendana, 9797 nucleotides. RefSeq lists its product as uncharacterized. The coding region runs from base 216 to 9347 and encodes 3043 amino acids. The transcript has 35 exons. Lineage: Eukaryota; Metazoa; Arthropoda; Insecta; Lepidoptera; Tortricidae. Gene Ontology annotation, cellular component: membrane. The record is from RefSeq and is a predicted model, not a curated record.
GUCUAGUUUAUGUUUAUAUAAUAAAUUUGUAUGUAAAAACAUUUUCUAUGUGUGCAUAAUGUAAUGUCAUACGAUUGUACUCUGUGUCCGUACUACUCCCACAUUCACAAGUCGCGUGUUGAAAGUGGGAACUCGAGACUACAAUUUGAUAAAAUUUCGGAUCGAAUUUGAGAGAUGUGAAUAAACAGUGUUUGAUAACGAACAAUAACAUCAAGAUGUAUCGGAAAUUGAUGUGGUGUUACGUUUUCGUAUUGACUUUAUUAGAUUUAUCGCUCAACAGCAAACUGACAGCCCAGGGAAAGAGCCAUGGUGUCACAGUCCACGACUCGCUGGUGGAGGGCAUCACAUUUCAGGAAUGGGGCUCGGAGGCAGGCGCGGGCGCCGCCGCAGGCUCCGGGCGCGCGUUGCCGCCAGCGGCGCUCCGUGCGUCGCCGCCGGCGCUGGCGCUGGGCCGCGCCGCGCUCGGCGCCGCGCACGCCGCCACCGUCACGCUCACCAACACCGCCAACACCACCAUGCACCUGGCCUCUAUAGCUGGCACCACGCCCGACUUCCACGCCUCAUUCUUCGACGCCAAGACAUUGGCGUGCGGUGCCAACACUUCUUUCAGCGUGGUGUUCCUCGGGCGGCGCGAGGGGCCCGUGUCGCAGCACCUUUACAUCCACACCUCGCUGGGCGUGCUUAAAUACCCGGUGUCAGCGAUAGGUGUGGCCAGCGAGUGGGCACUGUGGCCCCUGGUGGGCGUGCGCGUGCCGCACAACGCCACGCUGCGCCCGCUGCUGCACAUGCACAACCCCACCGAUCACCCGGUGCAGGUGAUGGAGAUGUACUCAUCAGCAUCAUGGCUGGGCCUCCAGCUGCCUGAGGGCGGGGCGUCAGCGCCGCGCGAGCACUGGACGCUGCCUCCCCACUCCACCCGCGCGCUGGUGCGGCUGCGGCUGCGGCUGCCCGGCAAGGACACCACCGCCUAUAUACGAAUAAAAGCGAACGUGACGGGCGCGCCGCUGGUAGUGGUGGUGGAGGCGGCGGCGGCGGCGGCCGGCGUCUACGCCGACCCCCUGCAGCUGCGCGCCGGCACGCGCGGCGCUCAAGACAACCCUUACACGUUCUCCAUCUCGCUGGGCAACAGCUUGGGCUCGUCGCCGGCGGUGGCGGGCGGCGCCGCGGGCUCGUGCAGCGCCGCGCCGCACGCGCCGCCCGCGCCCUCCGACGCGCCGCUCCUAGCCAACGGACACCACAACGGUGGUGCGGCAGAGGGCGUGCACAUGUCGGUGCUGCGCUCGCACCUCGAGCCGCAUCAGGGGCCGGAGCGCGCCGCGCAGCUCACACUCGACUUCGCCGCGCUGUGGGCGGGUGCGGGGGGUACGGACGGGGUGGAGGCGGCGGGGGAGGCGGGGGAGCGGUGGUGCGCGGGGUGGGCGGGGCUGGCGGGCGCCGCGCUGCCGUACAGCGUGCGGCUGCUGCCCGGCACGCUGCGGCUGCCCACCGAUCUGCAGUCAGUACAUUACACACUUUAUACGGACGGGGUGGAGGCGGCGGGGGAGGCGGGGGAGCGGUGGUGCGCGGGGUGGGCGGGGCUGGCGGGCGCCGCGCUGCCGUACAGCGUGCGGCUGCUGCCCGGCACGCUGCGGCUGCCCACCGAUCUGCAGUCAGUACAUUACACACUUUAUACGGACGGGGUGGAGGCGGCGGGGGAGGCGGGGGAGCGGUGGUGCGCGGGGUGGGCGGGGCUGGCGGGCGCCGCGCUGCCGUACAGCGUGCGGCUGCUGCCCGGCACGCUGCGGCUGCCCACCGAUCUGCAGUCAGUACAUUACACACUUUAUACGGACGGGGUGGAGGCGGCGGGGGAGGCGGGGGAGCGGUGGUGCGCGGGGUGGGCGGGGCUGGCGGGCGCCGCGCUGCCGUACAGCGUGCGGCUGCUGCCCGGCACGCUGCGGCUGCCCACCGAUCUGCAGUCAGUACAUUACACACUUUAUACGGACGGGGUGGAGGCGGCGGGGGAGGCGGGGGAGCGGUGGUGCGCGGGGUGGGCGGGGCUGGCGGGCGCCGCGCUGCCGUACAGCGUGCGGCUGCUGCCCGGCACGCUGCGGCUGCCCACCGAUCUGCAGUCAGUACAUUACACACUUUAUACGGACGGGGUGGAGGCGGCGGGGGAGGCGGGGGAGCGGUGGUGCGCGGGGUGGGCGGGGCUGGCGGGCGCCGCGCUGCCGUACAGCGUGCGGCUGCUGCCCGGCACGCUGCGGCUGCCCACCGAUCUGCAGUCAGUACAUUACACACUUUAUACGGACGGGGUGGAGGCGGCGGGGGAGGCGGGGGAGCGGUGGUGCGCGGGGUGGGCGGGGCUGGCGGGCGCCGCGCUGCCGUACAGCGUGCGGCUGCUGCCCGGCACGCUGCGGCUGCCCACCGAUCUGCAGUCAGUACAUUACACACUUUAUACGGACGGGGUGGAGGCGGCGGGGGAGGCGGGGGAGCGGUGGUGCGCGGGGUGGGCGGGGCUGGCGGGCGCCGCGCUGCCGUACAGCGUGCGGCUGCUGCCCGGCACGCUGCGGCUGCUGCCCGGCACGCUGCGGCUGCCCACCGAUCUGCAGUCAGUACAUUACACACUUUAUACGGACGGGGUGGAGGCGGCGGGGGAGGCGGGGGAGCGGUGGUGCGCGGGGUGGGCGGGGCUGGCGGGCGCCGCGCUGCCGUACAGCGUGCGGCUGCUGCCCGGCACGCUGCGGCUGCCCACCGAUCUGCAGUCAGUACAUUACACACUUUAUACGGACGGGGUGGAGGCGGCGGGGGAGGCGGGGGAGCGGUGGUGCGCGGGGUGGGCGGGGCUGGCGGGCGCCGCGCUGCCGUACAGCGUGCGGCUGCUGCCCGGCACGCUGCGGCUGCCCACCGAUCUGCAGUUUAAUCUUUUAUUUCUCUUCUCGGCCUUCACUGGCUGGCGCGGCGCACCGCCAGUGCAGCACAAGGCCGCACUGGCAGGAUCGCCAUGUGAGGUGGGACUACAUUACACACUUUAUACGGACGGGGUGGAGGCGGCGGGGGAGGCGGGGGAGCGGUGGUGCGCGGGGUGGGCGGGGCUGGCGGGCGCCGCGCUGCCGUACAGCGUGCGGCUGCUGCCCGGCACGCUGCGGCUGCCCACCGAUCUGCAGUCAGUACAUUACACACUUUAUACGGACGGGGUGGAGGCGGCGGGGGAGGCGGGGGAGCGGUGGUGCGCGGGGUGGGCGGGGCUGGCGGGCGCCGCGCUGCCGUACAGCGCGGCGGGGGAGGCGGGGGAGCGGUGGUGCGCGGGGUGGGCGGGGCUGGCGGGCGCCGCGCUGCCGUACAGCGUGCGGCUGCUGCCCGGCACGCUGCGGCUGCCCACCGAUCUGCAGUCAGUACAUUACACACUUUAUACGGACGGGGUGGAGGCGGCGGGGGAGGCGGGGGAGCGGUGGUGCGCGGGGUGGGCGGGGCUGGCGGGCGCCGCGCUGCCGUACAGCGUGCGGCUGCUGCCCGGCACGCUGCGGCUGCCCACCGAUCUGCAGUCAGUACAUUACACACUUUAUACGGACGGGGUGGAGGCGGCGGGGGAGGCGGGGGAGCGGUGGUGCGCGGGGUGGGCGGGGCUGGCGGGCGCCGCGCUGCCGUACAGCGUGCGGCUGCUGCCCGGCACGCUGCGGCUGCCCACCGAUCUGCAGUCAGUACAUUACACACUUUAUACGGACGGGGUGGAGGCGGCGGGGGAGUCGGGGGAGCGGUGGUGCGCGGGGUGGGCGGGGCUGGCGGGCGCCGCGCUGCCGUACAGCGUGCGGCUGCUGCCCGGCACGCUGCGGCUGCCCACCGAUCUGCAUUUUGUGACGGCGGACGAGAGCAGCAUGCGCGCGCAGGAGAUCCGCGCUCGCAACGACUUCCAGCAGCCCGUCCACAUUGUAGCCGUGGAGUUCCCGCCCGAGUUACAACAACACUUCGAAACGGAGUCUUGGGCCGGGGUCUCGCUGGCGGCGGGCGCGGAGGCGCGGGUGGCGCGGCUGCGGCUGCGGCGGCGCGACGCCGACGCCGCGCUGCAGGCCCGCCUCCGAGUGCGCACCAACCUCACGCACACCGCCUACUCUGUGGCCGUGCUGCUGUACGGCGGACACCUGCACAUCGAGUGGCAGUGGCCGGGCGCGGACGCGCGCACGCUGCCGCUGGGCGCGCUGGCCACGUCGUCGACGCGGCGCGUGGUGGCGCGCGUGCGCAACCCUGCGCCCGCGCCGCUGUGCGCCACCGCGCACGCCGCGCUGCCCGGCGCCACGCUCGCGCUCAGCGCCGAGGUCGUUACACUUACACGCCACACGCUACCACUACCCCGUCCCGUGCGCGGCGCCGUGUGGCUGCAGGCGCCGGCCGCGCGCGCCGAGACGGCCGUGUCGCUGACCGCGCGCGCCGGCGCGUUGCGCGCGCGCCUGCUGCACGCCCGCCAAGCCGACGACUGCCAGGCCGCGCCGGCGCCGGCCGCGCGCGCCGAGACGGCCGUGUCGCUGACCGCGCGCGCCGGCGCGUUGCGCGCGCGCCUGCUGCACGCCCGCCAAGCCGACGACUGCCAGGCCGCGCCGGCGCCGGCCGCGCGCGCCGAGACGGCCGUGUCGCUGACCGCGCGCGCCGGCGCGUUGCGCGCGCGCCUGCUGCACGCCCGCCAAGCCGACGACUGCCAGGCCGCGCCGGCGCCGGCCGCGCGCGCCGAGACGGCCGUGUCGCUGACCGCGCGCGCCGGCGCGUUGCGCGCGCGCCUGCUGCACGCCCGCCAAGCCGACGACUGCCAGGCCGCGCCGGCGCCGGCCGCGCGCGCCGAGACGGCCGUGUCGCUGACCGCGCGCGCCGGCGCGUUGCGCGCGCGCCUGCUGCACGCCCGCCAAGCCGACGACUGCCAGGCCGCGCCGGCGCCGGCCGCGCGCGCCGAGACGGCCGUGUCGCUGACCGCGCGCGCCGGCGCGUUGCGCGCGCGCCUGCUGCACGCCCGCCAAGCCGACGACUGCCAGGCCGCGCCGGCGCCGGCCGCGCGCGCCGAGACGGCCGUGUCGCUGACCGCGCGCGCCGGCGCGUUGCGCGCGCGCCUGCUGCACGCCCGCCAAGCCGACGACUGCCAGGCCGCGCCGGCGCCGGCCGCGCGCGCCGAGACGGCCGUGUCGCUGACCGCGCGCGCCGGCGCGUUGCGCGCGCGCCUGCUGCACGCCCGCCAAGCCGACGACUGCCAGGCCGCGCCGGCGCCGGCCGCGCGCGCCGAGACGGCCGUGUCGCUGACCGCGCGCGCCGGCGCGUUGCGCGCGCGCCUGCUGCACGCCCGCCAAGCCGACGACUGCCAGGCCGCGCCGGUCAGUCGUUACACUUACACGCCACACGCUACCACUACCCCGUCCCGUGCGCGGCGCCGUGUGGCUGCAGGCGCCGGCCGCGCGCGCCGAGACGGCCGUGUCGCUGACCGCGCGCGCCGGCCGCGCCGGUCAGUCGUUACACUUACACGCCACACGCUACCACUACCCCGUCCCGUGCGCGGCGCCGUGUGGCUGCAGGCGCCGGCCGCGCGCGCCGAGACGGCCGUGUCGCUGACCGCGCGCGCCGGCGCCUUGCGCGCGCGCCUGCUGCACGCCCGCCAAGCCGACGACUGCCAGGCCGCGCCGUGGGCGAGCGGCUGGGCGCCGGCGCUGGUGGUGGAGAGCACGAUGGCGCUGAAGAUGAAGCUGACGCUGGUCGAGCCGCAGCCGCCCGACCCCGCGCUCGUCUUUAUACCACCCGAAGACCCCGAAGCGUGGUGGAUCGGUCCCGGCACAAACACCAUUGGCCACGUACAAUACCUGCCCGAGCUGGCCUGCGGCUCCGCCUGCUACACCGGGCUGGCCAUAGAUAAAGAAGAGUGGCUUCAGACGUCGUUGGAGGCAGACUUGGAGUUGUUGUUGAAAAGGCGGGCGCUGUAUGACACGGAGCGGCUGCGGGCCGUGAGGAACGUGUCGCUCGCCAUAGACACGACUGAGAUGGUCCGGAUCCCCGUGUCGGGCUGGGUGCGCGUGGGCUGGCCGCGGCUGGUGGGCGGCGCGGGCGCGGGCUGGGCUGGGCUGGCGGGCGUCGGCGCCGGCGCCGCGCGCUGGCUGCGCGUGCGCAACCCCGCGCACCACCCGCUCGCCCUGCAGCUCGCCGUGGCCGGCUACACCGCCGCUGUGCUCCACGAGGACAUACUUCUGGAGAUCGAAGAAUGCGCACACAGGCAAUGCGUAUACGUCCCCGGCGUGUUCACGGCGUCCGAGUGGCGCGCCGUGCGCGGCGUGGUGGCGCCGCUGCGGGCCGGAGACGACGCCGAGCUGCCCGCGCUGCUGCUCGGCCCCAGGGCUGAGAUAGAACUCAAGAUAGACUUCCUACCGCCCGAGGCUGAAAUGUACUCUGCAGUACUUUUCCUUAGGAAUAAUUUAACAAUAGUGGAGGCGGUGCAGCUGGGCGGGCGCGGCGCCGUGCCGCGCUUCGAGCUGGGCGGCCGCCCAGCGCACCGGCACCAGCACCAGCCCAUACUCCUGCAGAUUCCGGAUUGCGAGGAGGGCCAAGAGUGCGAAGCCACCGUCACCAACUCGGAGGAGUCGCGCUGGGAGGUCCGGCGCACAGUGCUGGCGCGCAACACGGGCGCCGUGCCGCUGCGCCUGCGCGCCUGGCGCCUCGCCGGCGAGCCCUGCGCCGCGCGCGGCUUCAAGCUCGACCCCUGCACACCGCUCACUCUACAACCUAAUGAGACUCGCGCGUUGACCUUGUCUUUUAGAACUGAUUGCUCGCUUGCGAGAGUUCCCUGUCCGUUAACACUUCGAUCAGACUCCGGUCCGGCGGCCUUCAGGCUCCUAGGCGCAGUACCCGCCCGAUUAUUACCGAUUUGUGCUCGGCAGCAGCCUCGGCCGGCGUGGGAACCGGCGUUACGCGCGUCCGGCGCGCUGCUCGCCGUCGUCGCGCUGGCGCUAGUUCUCGCCGCCGCCGCGCUUGACGCCGAGCGCUUACUCCGGCGCGCGAGAGACGCGAGACAAACUCCAGCGCCGCGUGCGCCUUUAGAUUUAAGAGCGUUAGCGCGGGAACAACCUACAACGGUACCUCCCCCACCGGCCGCGCCGCGGCGGCGUAAACCGCGCCGAACGCAACCGCCGCUCGAUCCGGCGGCCGAACGUAGAGCUUUCGAACACUGGCGGGCAGAAAUGCUCAGACGCGACGCGCCGCGAGCGGAAGACGAGUCGUCUCGGUCGAGCGAAGAUGCCGAUACGCCGCCUCAACCCAAUAUUGAACCUGCACAGCCGCAGCCGCCUUCGGAGCCGCCGCCGGACGCGUCCGACACAGAACCGGACACGGAAGAACAACCGCGCACUCCGACCGACUCGGACGCGGCAUCCGGCACGGACUCGUCGUCGCCUCCCGACGACCCCGACGAGCCGCCCGUGGUCCUGGCGCCGACGCCGACUUGCGCGCCGCCGCCACCGCGCAGCGAGCCGCCGCCGGAGCCGCGCGGCGCGGCGGCGGCGCGCUCGGCGAGGCGGGACACCACCACCACCACCAGCACCGGCGGCGGCGGCGGCGGCUCGCCCACGCGGCGCUGCGAGCCGCCGGCGAGGCCGCGCGCCCUGCCCGGGAAACAUCAUACUCGUAAAGACAAGGUGUCGAAGCGACGCAGCGAGCGGCCCGCAGCAGCGGCGCGCGUGUCGCCGCCGCAGGGCGAGGCGCGGCCGGCGGGGGUGGGGGGUGGCGGUGCGGUGGGGGGAGUGGGGGGAGGCGCGCUGCGCUGGGGCGCCUCGUGGUCCAGCGUCGUGGCGGCCGGCGCGCUGCCGCCCAUCGGAGACCCCGUGCGCAGGUCCCCUCCCUCCUUGGCGCCGGCGCCGGCGCCGGCGGCCGACCAGUCGCUGUUCUACUACAACGACGCGCACGCGCUGCGCGCGCAGCAGCCGCCGCCCUCGCCCUCGCCCUCGCCCGCCUGGCGCCCGCACGAGCGCUCGCCCUUCGACGCGCCGCGCCCGAGGGACUACCGAGGUGAGUGGUGGCGCUGGGGCGCUGCAGACAGGAAGGGGAACGACGACCUGUUCUACUACAACGACGCGCACGCGCUGCGCGCGCAGCAGCCGCCGCCCUCGCCCUCGCCCUCGCCCGCCUGGCGCCCGCACGAGCGCUCGCCCUUCGACGCGCCGCGCCCGAGGGACUACCGAGGUGAGUGGUGGCGCUGGGGCGCUGCAGACAGGAAGGGGAACGACGACCUGUUCUACUACAACGACGCGCACGCGCUGCGCGCGCAGCAGCCGCCGCCCUCGCCCUCGCCCUCGCCCGCCUGGCGCCCGCACGAGCGCUCGCCCUUCGACGCGCCGCGCCCGAGGGACUACCGAGGUGAGUGGUGGCGCUGGGGCGCUGCAGACAGGAAGGGGAACGACGACCUGUUCUACUACAACGACGCGCACGCGCUGCGCGCGCAGCAGCCGCCGCCCUCGCCCUCGCCCUCGCCCGCCUGGCGCCCGCACGAGCGCUCGCCCUUCGACGCGCCGCGCCCGAGGGACUACCGAGGUGAGUGGUGGCGCUGGGGCGCUGCAGACAGGAAGGGGAACGACGACCUGUUCUACUACAACGACGCGCACGCGCUGCGCGCGCAGCAGCCGCCGCCCUCGCCCUCGCCCUCGCCCGCCUGGCGCCCGCACGAGCGCUCGCCCUUCGACGCGCCGCGCCCGAGGGACUACCGAGGUGAGUGGUGGCGCUGGGGCGCUGCAGACAGGAAGGGGAACGACGACCUGUUCUACUACAACGACGCGCACGCGCUGCGCGCGCAGCAGCCGCCGCCCUCGCCCUCGCCCUCGCCCGCCUGGCGCCCGCACGAGCGCUCGCCCUUCGACGCGCCGCGCCCGAGGGACUACCGAGGUGAGUGGUGGCGCUGGGGCGCUGCAGACAGGAAGGGGAACGACGACCUGUUCUACUACAACGACGCGCACGCGCUGCGCGCGCAGCAGCCGCCGCCCUCGCCCUCGCCCUCGCCCGCCUGGCGCCCGCACGAGCGCUCGCCCUUCGACGCGCCGCGCCCGAGGGACUACCGAGUUCCAGACGACGGUCACACCAUGAACGGCACGCACGCGUACGGCACCAUCGGGUCGCCGUGGAGCAGCUCGCUGUGGACGGCGGGCACCCUCCGUCCGCCGCCCGGGUUCGGGCCGCGCGCGCCGCCGUGCCCGCCCGCCGCCGUCUCCGUCCCGCAGCCCUCCCCCUCCCCCGCGCCGCCGCCGGUGCGCGCCUUCGACCCCUUCCACUCGCUGGCCUCCAUCUGGGCGCCCGCCGCCUUCGACUGGCGCGCCGACCCCGUGCGCCCGCCGCACCCCCCUCCCCCGCCCCGCAAACACAACUGAACUGUCGGCGCCGACUUAUAUCACGAUACGCUUGCCGAACGUUCGAACCUCUAAACUGCUAUUCCGAUUGAAUACAUGUUUAUUCGAUAUCAUUCAGUAUUUCGUAGGAAUUGAUUCUAAUUUUUUUAUUGCUAAUGUUACAAAAUUACCUUUCGCCGAUUUACAGCAGAAUUAUUUUGCCCACGAUGACGGGCAACUUUUCACAUGUUCCCUGAGAAAACUUUCUUUAUCACUAAUAAAUUUAAUAGGUUUUAUUGAAGUUGAAAAUAAUUACGUGUCAAGUUUGACUUUUCGACCCAAAAUGAAUGACAUCGGUAAGUGUAUUGUAAUGUGAGGAGCGAUGACGUUCCCCCGCCCCCCCGGCGCCGGUGUCUAGUCAUGUGUCCCCACCGGCGGCCGCCGAACAAAGCGAUCGUCUGUGCAAGACUGAAUAAACUUACAACAAACGUA